Dreissena polymorpha is the source of this 930-nucleotide messenger RNA. RefSeq lists its product as uncharacterized. The record is from RefSeq and is a predicted model, not a curated record. The coding region runs from base 564 to 902 and encodes 112 amino acids. The transcript is spliced from 5 exons. Lineage: Eukaryota; Metazoa; Mollusca; Bivalvia; Myida; Dreissenidae.
AACAUUUGUAGCAGUUUUUAAUUUAUCGAAAUUGCAAGGAGAUGGUAAAUGAUAAACACGAAAAGUAACUGCCAAAUGUAGUGUAGACAGAAUGGAAGCUUACCAUGCAAGUAGCAGAGUGCUUACUAAUAUAAAAAAAAAUCAAUUUACCGCAGAUACUUGAGCAUACAAGUAAUAUGAGAACAUAACCUUUAAGUACAAACGCUCUGGCGCUGGCAAUCCUCUGAAAAUAAAAGGUGCACGCACAAACUGUAUUGAUGUCAGAGAUGAGUUCAAAACUGUUCUAUCUAUCAAGCCUUUUCAUUAGAGAAAAAAUUGUUUCAUGCUGAACACGCAGUAAAACAGUGUUACAAAGAUGCGGUAAUGUUUCCAAUGUUCUGGUGGUAUGCUCAAAUCAGCCAAUCGACUUAAUGAAGUGUAUUCACUCGUGUCUAGCCGCGGGAAAUUUAAUUUGAAUUUUAUUGGACACUUAUACAUGUCAGACAUUCGCCAACUCUGUUUUCAAAGGUGCCAAAUUUUCUUUUGAUCGUUUUCGCCAUGCAUUGUUGAGAGACUUGCGGAAGAUGGAUGUUCAACAGCUGUAUCUUCAUCUAGGCUCAAAUGACAUUCUUACGAAUGAAGCGGUGUUUUACCGAGAUGUAGCUGACUUGUGCGAUUGGGUGCAUCAGGAGGCGCACAAUCGGUGUCCAGAAUGCAGGGUUGUUUGCUCCAACGAAGACGCUUUGCUGAGCCGUUUCUGCAGUCGCCACAUCAAGCAACCAGAGACUGGAAAAGAGAGUAAAAUUAAGCUGAUAGGCUCACCAAUGAUUGCAUCUGCUAAUCAUGAACUCAACGAAGUCAGCUCAAGGAAGUGGAAGGCAUGCUUGGAAAAUAGAAGUUUCCAUUAUGAAGGCAAAUUUUAGUACAUUUCAAAUUUGUAAUCAAAUGAAG